UUGUAUUUCUCAACCAAAACAACAUUCCAAAGCACAAAUUAUAUAGGGCCUAUAUAGCAAAGCAACACGAGUAAAAAUGCCGGUUACACUCAGAGCAAAAUGCGUCAUUGUUGGCGAUACAACUGUUGGAAAAAGUUCUAUCAGCCAGAUGUUUCAUAGUGAUGGGUCUCACUUUGCAAAGAACUACACAAUGACUGCUGGUGUCGAGCUGCUGGUAAAAUCAGUCAAUAUUCCAGAAACAAGAGAUUCAGUGGAGCUGUUUUUGUAUGACUCUGCUGGAAAAGAAAUCUUUUCCGAUUAUGUCAAGAAAUUUUGGGACCACCCCAGUGUCAUCAUCAUUGUUUUUGAUGUGACAAGUGAGACAUCUUUCUCAAGUUGUGCUAAAUGGUUAGAACGCGUCCGGUCAGAGAAGCCAGAUGUUCACAUGCCAGGAGUUCUCAUAGGAAACAAAAUUGACUUGGAACAGAGACAAGUGAUCAGUCCAAAGGCUGCCACACACUUCGCGGAAUCCAAUGGCCUGAAAUAUUUUGAGUGUUCCUCAAAAGAGUUCCAAAAUGUGGAAGCCCCAUUCUACUACUUAGCCAAUGAAUUUUACAAACUUUACCAAGAACGUGUUGAACAUUUCAAGACUCUAUCAUGAUAGACCUUGAUUUUAUAUGAAAGACUGAAUUAUUCUAUACACAUUCCUCCGUCCAUCUAGUAUACAGAUAUUUUUUGUCUAAUUAAAACUUGUAUAUUUUAACAUCAGUUUUCUUGUUAUCGUUUUGAAGAUAAAAAUACAAAAGAGUUACAUACCGAUCAGAGAUUUCAGAGCUUCAUGUCUGUCUUUUUGUUUUUAUGAACUUGAAGCAAUCACAAUAAAAGGAUGUGUUACAAACAGAAUUGUUU
Messenger RNA from Mizuhopecten yessoensis (Yesso scallop), 888 nucleotides. Its product is annotated as intraflagellar transport protein 27 homolog. The record is from RefSeq and is a predicted model, not a curated record. Lineage: Eukaryota; Metazoa; Mollusca; Bivalvia; Pectinida; Pectinidae. The transcript is spliced from 7 exons. The coding region runs from base 77 to 640 and encodes 187 amino acids. Gene Ontology annotation, molecular function: GTPase activity; GTP binding. Gene Ontology annotation, cellular component: Golgi apparatus.